Messenger RNA from Salvelinus fontinalis (brook trout), 2323 nucleotides. RefSeq names its product dihydrofolate reductase (gene dhfr). Gene Ontology annotation, molecular function: dihydrofolate reductase activity; NADP binding. Gene Ontology annotation, biological process: tetrahydrofolate biosynthetic process; dihydrofolate metabolic process; glycine biosynthetic process. Gene Ontology annotation, cellular component: mitochondrion. Lineage: Eukaryota; Metazoa; Chordata; Actinopteri; Salmoniformes; Salmonidae. The record is from RefSeq and is a predicted model, not a curated record. The transcript has 3 exons. Bases 486 to 2060 code for a protein of 524 amino acids.
UCAUCGAUUAAACAUUUGAUCUCAAUACAGUUUUUUGUUCCCAAAACUAAAAUCUGCUAUGAACAGAGUGUUGUAAGUUUUGUAGACUUUACCCUUUACCAAAAAGGUAAAAAUAUUGCGUUGUUUAGAAGGAGAGCAACGAAGAAUUUAGUUAUUGCACACGCGCACUUCACGGAGUAGGCGUUCUCUAACGGAAAUAUGCAGAUAUAUGCUAGAACAGGCCAAUAGGAUCUUGCUACCCCGUGCUUUGUUCUGCCCACUAUGGCUCAUUUGUUUCCAUUUGAAACGACAGGCUGUGGUCUAUCUGGGUUUAGUUAUACACAAUCUUUGGCCACACCAUACGUUAUCAUAUCCGGUUAAAUAUAUAUCUCUGUUGGCGGGAACUGUACAGUAGUCCACAGUUGGCUGCCUAGUAGGUACUGAAUGUCUUCAUUUUGGUUGAGCUAAAAUCAUUUUUCAUCAUUGCACUUUUUCGUCAAGUGAAAAUGUCUCGUGUGCUGAACUGCAUUGUGGCUGUUUGUCCUGAUAUGGGGAUUGGAAAUAACGGGAAUCUACCUUGGCACCCGAAGAGACUCAAUAAUGAAUUUAAGUAUUUCCAGAAGAUGACAAUGACGUCUUCAGUGGAAGGUAAACAGAAUGUUGUCAUCAUCUCUGUCUGGGAUUGGUUAGGUAAACAGAAUGUUGUCAUCGUCUCUGUCUGCGAUUGGUUAAAUAAACAGAAUGUUGUCUCUGUCUGGGAUUGGUUAAAUAAACAGAAUGUUGUCAUCAUCUCUGUCUGGGAUUGGUUAGGUAAACAGAAUGUUGUCUCUGUCUGGGAUUGGUUAAAUAAACAGAAUGUUGUCAUCAUCUCUGUCUGGGAUUGGUUAAAUAAACAGAAUGUUGUCGUCAUCUCUGUCUGGGAUUGGUUAAAUAAACAGAAUGUUGUCAUCAUCUCUGUCUGGGAUUGGUUAAAUAAACAGAAUGUUGUCGUCAUCUCUGUCUGGGAUUGGUUAAAUAAACAGAAUGUUGUCAUCAUCUCUGUCUGGGAUUGGUUAGGUAAACAGAAUGUUGUCUCUGUCUGGGAUUGGUUAAAUAAACAGAAUGUUGUCAUCAUCUCUGUCUGGGAUUGGUUAAAUAAACAGAAUGUUGUCGUCAUCUCUGUCUGGGAUUGGUUAAAUAAACAGAAUGUUGUCAUCAUCUCUGUCUGGGAUUGGUUAGGUAAACAGAAUGUUGUCUCUGUCUGGGAUUGGUUAAAUAAACAGAAUGUUGUCAUCAUCUCUGUCUGGGAUUGGUUAGGUAAACAGAAUGUUGUCUCUGUCUGGGAUUGGUUAAAUAAACAGAAUGUUGUCAUCAUCUCUGUCUGGGAUUGGUUAAAUAAACAGAAUGUUGUCAUCAUCUCUGUCUGGGAUUGGUUAGGUAAACAGAAUGUUGUCAUCAUCUCUGUCUGGGAUUGGUUAGGUAAACAGAAUGUUGUCGUCAUCUCUGUCUGGGAUUGGUUAAAUAAACAGAAUGUUGUCAUCAUCUCUGUCUGGGAUUGGUUAAAUAAACAGAAUGUUGUCAUCAUCUCUGUCUGGGAUUGGUUAAAUAAACAGAAUGUUGUCAUCAUCUCUGUCUGGGAUUGGUUAAAUAAACAGAAUGUUGUCAUCAUCUCUGUCUGGGAUUGGUUAAAUAAACAGAAUGUUGUCAUCAUCUCUGUCUGGGAUUGGUUAAAUAAACAGAAUGUUGUCUCUGUCUGGGAUUGGUUAAAUAAACAGAAUGUUGUCAUCAUCUCUGUCUGGGAUUGGUUAAAUAAACAGAAUGUUGUCUCUGUCUGGGAUUGGUUAAAUAAACAGAAUGUUGUCAUCAUCUCUGUCUGGGAUUGGUUAGGUAAACAGAAUGUUGUCAUCGUCUCUGUCUGGGAUUGGUUAGGUAAACAGAAUGUUGUCAUCAUCUCUGUCUGGGAUUGGUUAAAUAAACAGAAUGUUGUCAUCAUCUCUGUCUGGGAUUGGUUAGGUAAACAGAAUGUUGUCAUCAUCUCUGUCUGGGAUUGGUUAAAUAAACAGAAUGUUGUCAUCAUCUCUGUCUGGGAUUGGUUAAAUUAACAGAAUGUUGUCAUUUCUGUCUGGGAUUGGUUAAAUUAACAGAAUGUUGUCAUUGUCUCUGUCUGGGAUUGGUUAAAUUAACAGAAUGUUGUCAUUGUCUCUGUCUGGGAUUGGUUAAAUUAACAGAAUGUUGUCAUCAUCUCUGUCUGGGAUUGGUUAAAUAAACAGAAUGUUGUCAUCAUCUCUGUCUGGGAUUGGUUAGGUAAACAGAAUGUUGUCAUCAUCUCUGUCUGGGAUUGGUUAAAUAAACAGAAUGUUGUCAU